Molecule: messenger RNA, 2331 nt
Organism: Somion occarium
Lineage: Eukaryota; Fungi; Basidiomycota; Agaricomycetes; Polyporales; Cerrenaceae
Source: the annotation of a GenBank genome assembly
GCCGUCAUGUCCUCUAACCGACUAUGCUACCUUUCUCCAUUUUCUCUUCGGAUAUCGCUACAGACGGGGUCACAUUAAGUCAUGUCCCAUGUUUCUGUCGUUGACGAUGUCUCUACAGACGAGAAUGUGCCCAAUCUCGCUGAACCACAAUCUUACAAUAUUAACUGGAUCCUUUUGCGCACAUGGUCAAGAAUGCACCAGACAGGGUGGUACCGUUAUUGAAGAGAUUGCACUCCCAGAGACAUCUCAAACGGUACGCGUUAGUUGAUAAAAUUCAUAGGACGCUGUACACCUCUUUCCGUACCAUUACUAGCUUUCAGCGUUCCUCGAGAGCAGCCUUCCAAAUAUCUUAGUUGAUAUCGUUGCUGAGGCUCCGUUUUAUGGGAGGUUUCGCCUUGAUGAGGCUGUUAAUGUGCGUGUUAUCCUGCUUCACACAUCAAUUCUUCUCACAGUCUGGAGAUGCGCCUUCCAUAUUUCACGCUUGUUGUACGGUUGUCUCAAACACAUAUACGAGUCCCUUGGUUAGAAUCAUGUCCAAGGUCUACGAUGCGUCACUUGUCUGCUCUCCAUUGCACCGAAGCUUUGGAAGAUGAGAUUCCUAUGGAAUUUUUCUAUUGUCUUGUGAGUAUGUGCUAAACCCAUGCACCGAGACACGCCGAGAGACCACCUUCAUUCUGUACGACAACGUAGGUUUGCAACGUUAUGUUUUAUCAGAGCUUUCUUUCUGGGUCGCCAUACCACUCAUACUGCUCUCAACCUAGACGCGGAAGUUACAGGAAUGAGGUUCCUGCGUUUAAAUAGUGUGGCUUACAUUGCGAUCGAAAUACAUCAUUAACCUUAGACCGAAACGACCCUGGCGAACUUGAGCUUCAGCUGGGUCGGAUGACAAGUCCUAUUCACAAAAACAUCUUUAUUCAAUAACAAAUCUAUUCACAAAGACAAAGCUUUGUAUCCACCCUGGUCUUCUGACGAAUACCUAGAGCCCAGAAGCGUCACUGACGAUUGACUUGCACAGUUUCGCUUUUCACGGACGCAGACCAUGACCUUGCCUCAUUCGUAUAGUCCUCAUGCCCAGCUUUGAAGCCCACCCGCAUUUCUACGUGGUGACCCCUGAUCGUCGCACAUGCGUCCAACCGAACUUCUAAAGAAGAACAGGGACGAUAGCUGCAUGGCUACACGACUCUCCGUUUUAAACCUCAAGAGUCCUAGAAGCCACUUACGCUUUCGUAGCCGUGACAUUAGCAUGCAGAAUUCAAAGUUUGCUUCUGGAUCCUACACCAAAACUGCCAAACGUAUUCAAUAGCAUGCCUGAUAUCGAUUUCAAUAGCUCGCCUGCCCUUACUAGACAUGAAGACUACUAUUUCGAAGAUGGGAAUCUCAUCAUACUGGUCGAAAACACACUUUUCAGGGUCUUCCGCUCGACUUUCACAAGACAUUCCGCAACGUUCAGCGACCUCUUUGACCUUCCGCCUGCUAACUGCGAAGGCACCGUGGAGGGAUCCGUGGACUGGAACCCAAUAAUUCUGUCCGGUAUUUUGGUUGUCGAUUUCGAACGACUACUAUGGGUGUUGUAUCCUCCAUCGUAUGGAAUACACAAAGCUAGCACCAUCGGGGAAUGGUUGUCCAUUCUAGAUCUAGCCACUCGCUGGGAGUUCACGUCCGUCCGUGAACUGGCCAUCCGUGAACUUCAAACCCUGCAUGUCUCUCCAGUGGACUGUAUAGCCAUAUGUCAGAAAUAUGACAUCGCAAAUAGCUGGACACUCGCAGCGUAUGUAUCCCUUUGCGAGCGGCCGGAACCACUCACAAUGUCCGAGGCCAACCAAAUUGGCUUGGAAACUGUUGUACGCAUCGCUGAAAUUCGAGAGCGAUUACGUUCAACGAAUAGUCUCACAAACUAUCGCACUCCCACUUGUGCUGCUCUUCGGAGGACAGAGCACGUAUCCGGCGCAGGAUCGAAAACGACUGUUUCCGGAAGGCUGCAAUGGGACAUCGGGGAGAGCUUCCUGGAUCAAGCACGUAUCCCCCCUCCACGGGUUAUGAGUAACAAAGGCUCUGCUAUAAGACCUCUUCGACCUAUGCCUGUGAGGUCCGUCCGUUUGGUCGCGGAAGCCUUUGGAUUACCAUUAGGAUCAUGCAAUUGAAUAGCCAUUGAUUCAGAGGAUGGCUGGACUGUCUUCUUUUUGAUAUAGCUAUGCAACCGUACGCCAAUAAUGUCAUAACUGUCAGUUUUGAGUAGCAUUGUGCAUGGACAAUGGUAGGCAAGGUUGAUAGGCGAGAACGGAAGGUCCGGCGUUUGUGCGUUCGCAUCAAAAUAAUCAUCCUCACCUCCUC